UUAAAUCUCAUCUUACUCCACUACCAACCUCGAUUAAUCCACCCAUCCAUCAUCAAAAUUCAAAUUCUCACAUCUUCUCCACCGUAACAUCUCGUUACAUCAUGAAUCCAUAAUCAUCAUCAUCUUCACACAUUGAUUCCAAACACCAUGAAUACAUACACAUUUUCUAUCUCUAUAUCCAUCUUCUGCAUCCUCACUCACAUUUCAUCAUCCUUAACCUCCGAUGGCCUCUCGUUACUAGCCCUCAAAUCCGCCAUCACAACCGACCCAACAAACUCUCUAACCACCUGGUCCGAAACCGACUCCACCCCCUGCCAUUGGUCCGGCAUCACCUGCAACUCGGCCCACCGUGUCACCGCCGUCUUCCUCCCUCACCGCAACCUCACCGGCUACCUCCCCUCAGAACUCGGCGCUCUUCUCUCUCUAAAACACCUCUCUCUCUCUAACAACAACUUCUCUAAACCCAUCCCCGAUCAUUUAUUCAAUGCCACUAAUCUCUUAUCCAUUGAUCUGUCACACAACUCCCUCACCGGACCUUUACCGGAAAAAAUUAAAAACCUCAAAAUGUUAACGUUUUUGGAUUUAUCUUCGAAUCGGUUAAAUGGGUCUUUACCGGAAAGUCUUGGAAACCUUACUAGCCUCGCCGGAACGGUUAACUUGUCGUGGAAUGAAUUUUCCGGCGAGAUUCCGGCGUCUUACGGGCUGUUUCCGGUCAUGGUUAGUUUGGAUCUCCGGCAUAAUAAUCUCACCGGAAAGAUUCCGUUAGUCGGUUCGUUGCUUAAUCAAGGACCCACUGCGUUUACCGGAAACCCGUUUUUAUGUGGGUUUCCUUUGCAAGUUCAAUGCUCCGACCCGGAAGCCCAAAACCCGACGGUUUUAUCGAAUCCAGAUGCUCCGAAAAAUUCGGGUUUAGUACCCGGGUUAUCGGGUAAACCCGGGUCGGGUUCGGGUUCCGGGUCAGUUGUGGUACCGUUGGUUUCUGGUGUGUUGGUGGUUAUUGGGAUUGUUUGUUUUUCAAUGUGGGUUUACCGGAAAAAAUGGAGGUCAACGGAGAGAGAAUUAAGGAAAAGAGAAAUAGAAAAAGAAAAAGAAAAUAUAGUGGUAAUUAGGAAUGAGGAUGAAGGGCAAGAUGGUAAAUUUGUGGUGAUGGAUGAAGGGUUUGGGUUGGAAUUAGAGGAUUUGUUGAGGGCUUCUGCUUAUGUGGUGGGGAAGAGUAAGAGUGGGAUAGUGUAUAAGGUGGUGGCGGGGCGGGGUGGUGCGGCAGUUGGGGCGGUGGUGGCAGUGAGGCGGUUGAGCGAGGGGGAUGGCACGUGGCGGUUGAAGGAGUUUGAGGCGGAGAUGGAGAGUAUAGGGAGGGUUCAACAUCCUAAUGUUGUGAGGUUAAGGGCUUAUUACUAUGCUAAUGAUGAGAAGCUGUUGGUUUCGGAUUUUAUUGGCAAUGGAAGCUUGUACUCUGCGCUUCAUGAUGUUGGUGGGCCCACAAACCCGUUACCUCUGUUAUCAUGGGCUUCAAGGUUAAAGAUUGCACAAGGCACCGCCAGGGGUUUAGCCCAUAUUCACGAAUGCAGCCCGCGAAAACAAGUACACGGGAACAUUAAAUCAUCAAAAAUCCUUCUAGACGACGACUUACAGCCUUUCAUAUCCGGGUUUGGGCUCAACCGUCUAGUGUCAAUCACCGCCCCAAAAUCCACUACCCGGAAGCUAAGUACUAGCUCUAGCCAACAUUCACUCACGGGCUCGAAAGGCUCGUCUUCAUCAUCAAACAUGUACUACGUGGCUCCAGAAGCCCGUAUGUCGGCCCACAAACUUAGCCCAAAGUGUGACGUCUACUCUUUUGGGAUCGUGCUUUUAGAGAUGUUAACGGGCCGCGCUCCUGAAGAUGGUGGGCUGGAUAACGAUGGGAAAGGGUUAGAGAGCUUUGUGAGGAAGGCGUUUCGAGAGGAAAGACCGUUGACUGAGAUUAUUGACCCGGUGCUUUUGCAAGAAGUUCAUGCUAAAAAGCAAGUUGUGGCUGCGUUUCAUAUCGCAUUAAAUUGCACGGAGAUUGACCCUGAGGUUCGACCGAAGAUGCGAUUGGUCUCGGAUAGCCUUGACCGCAUCAAAUUGCAGUGAAGUUUGGUUAAGAUUUUUGCAAUGUAAUUGACUUAAGAUUAGGAACAAAGAUGAAAGCUUAUAAAAAGGUGGGUGUUCCUUUUGGCUGGAUUUUGAUGUUAGAAGUUGCCCUUUGUUUUGAAAAAAUAUGUAUGUUUUAGGUUUUGUAAUUAGGGUUAACUUGAGGGAGGUAAUUGCAUUUAGAGUUAACUUGAGGAUGGUAAGUACAACAGUGUUUAACUUGAGGGUUAGUUUCCGUUUUUUGUUA
Molecule: messenger RNA, 2359 nt
Organism: Helianthus annuus (common sunflower)
Lineage: Eukaryota; Viridiplantae; Streptophyta; Magnoliopsida; Asterales; Asteraceae
Product: receptor protein kinase-like protein ZAR1
Exons: 2
Coding region: 148-2112 (654 amino acids)
Biological process (GO): protein phosphorylation
Molecular function (GO): protein binding; ATP binding; protein kinase activity
Source: RefSeq, a predicted model, not a curated record